ACCCUGUUUGCUUCUUGAUUGACUAACUUGACUUUUGACAUUCAAUGUUGUUGAUGAAAAUGCAAUGUUUGGUUAAUCUGUUUUUUUAGAAGUUUAUUGGCGUUAGAAUAUUUAAUAGAGACUAUGUUGGUAAUUGAUCUAUGAGAUAUAAUAAAGACAAGUUCUAUAUAUUUGAGACAUACUUUGAAAUACGUUUUACUCAAGUAAAAUCACUGUAAUCACAGUAUUGUAAUGGCUUUUAUGACUGUCGCGCACUAUCUACAAAUCCUAGAAAGAUCCUGGAAAAACCAAGAUGGUAACAAAACUGCACAAUUUCUUUCACUACGACACGAUCAUGCAAAAUUUCCAAAUUAUCAAGUAGAACAGGCCGAAGGAAUCGUAGAUAAAUUUUUGACUUCUCCGUUAGAUGAAUUGGUAUGCCUUCAUUUCAAAUGUUUAUUUUACAUUGGAAAACAAGAUUUUUUAGAAGCUUAUCAAGCUCAGAGUACUUUGGUACAAUGUUUUGCAAAGAUCAUGCAGUCACAGAAAGAAGAAAACUGGUCUCUUCCUAUAAUGUACAUCAUAGCUUCUGACCUCAGACUUGUAGCUCAGCUAGCUGAAAAACAACGAGUAGGUAGCACAGAGAAUCCAGGAGAGAUUCUGGAGAAAGCUGCCGAAUGCCUAAUGGGAUGCUUUAGAGUAUGUGCAGCAGACAACAGAUCAGCAGAUGAGGAUACAAAAAGAAUAGGAAUGUUGGGUUUAGUGAAUCAGCUGUUUAAAGUUUAUUUUAGAAUCAAUAAAUUGCAUUUAUGUAAGCCAUUGAUAAGGGCUAUUGAAUCAUCCCAGUUUAAGGAGAUUUUUCCCUUGGGACAGCAAGUUACGUAUAGGUACUUUGUUGGCAGAAAAUCAAUGUACGACAGCAAUUACAAAGCUGCAGACGAAUACUUAACAUAUGCUUUCGAAAAUUGUCACAAAACCAGCCGAAAGAACAAAAAGUUAAUCUUGACUUACCUUGUCCCAGUCAAAAUGCUCCUGGGAUACAUACCUAGUCGCCAAGUUCUGGAAAAGUAUGGUAUCGUAGACGAAUUUUGGGACCUAGUGAAAGCAGUGUGCCAAGGAAAUUUGAAACUUUUCGAUGAGCUUAUGGAUAAACAUGAAUCAUUCUUCAUAACUAGCGGAAUUUACUUGAUUAUAGAUAAACUAAAAAUAAUCGCUUACAGGAAUUUAUUUAGAAAAGUGUAUCUGAUUUUAAAUACCCAUCAGAUACCGGUCGAAUCAUUGCAACGGGCUUUAGAAAGUUUAGGACAAGAUGCGGAUCUAGAUGAAACUGAAUGUCUCGUAGCGAAUUUGAUAUACCAAGGAAAGAUCAAAGGUUAUAUUUCCCAUCAACAUAGAAAAGUUGUUGUUAGCAAGCAAAACCCAUUUCCUCCUUUGACUAGUUUAAGUUAAAUUCCUUCAAG
Molecule: messenger RNA, 1439 nt
Organism: Psylliodes chrysocephalus
Lineage: Eukaryota; Metazoa; Arthropoda; Insecta; Coleoptera; Chrysomelidae
Source: the annotation of a GenBank genome assembly